Molecule: messenger RNA, 492 nt
Organism: Acaulospora morrowiae
Lineage: Eukaryota; Fungi; Glomeromycota; Glomeromycetes; Diversisporales; Acaulosporaceae
Source: the annotation of a GenBank genome assembly
AUGGCACAAUCCUAUAUCAGGAUUGCAGUUUCAUUGAAAAAAAAGAGGUUUUCGGUAAACAAUAUCAAUAAUCUUUUUGGAGAAAUGAAUCACCAACGCCAAGGAGAAUUAUCCCUCUCUCAGACAAACAUGCCUCUUAUUAGUAACAGCAAGAUUAAUCAAAUUCACUUCUACGGUACUUUUCCCCCACAGAGAAAUUUAAUUCAUAACAGCGAAAUUCAGCAAAUUUAUUUCCAUCCAAGCAUGUCUUCUCUUCCAGACGUGCUAUCACAAACAUCAACGUUUAAUGAAUCAGCCGCUCCUUCCCAAGAAGGUCACAAAAUUCAGACAUUAUCAAUUCGGCAGAGCCUGUUGUUUCAAGCCAGCCUUCAUCCGAGACUAAUGAAAAUUCAACGAUUGAAGAUUCCCAAAUUACACUUACUGAACAAUAUGCAAGAGGACUUGCUUCGCGAAUGUUUGACUGAAAAACUUUUUGGAAAAUUGAUAAAUUAA